UGGGUUUGGAGGCUUUGAGAUUGGCUUUUUGAUUUGGCUUCUUGCGGCAGCUUAAUGGGCAAAGCUCUCGGCUCGCCCAGAAACCACCCCUGCGAGCGUCCCUCGCGCGCGGCGAGGCCGAGACGUCUCCCGCGGUGACGGCGUGCGAGGCGGAGAGCCGGCGCGCUCCCAGCCCCGGGAAAGCCCCGGCGACGCGGCUGCGAGCCCAAGCCGGGGUCCCUCGGAGCCGCCAGGGCGCGCCGGGCUGCGCGCCUUCCUGCCUCUCCCGGCCGGGAUCCCCCGCCGUCUGCGGCCGGGACUCGGGGCCUCUCUCGGGCGUAGUCUCGAGCCCGCGCCCGGGGUCGGGGUUUUCCCUGUUCCUUAAAUCGGCGCGGAGGGACCCCUCCCCGGUCCCCCUCGCCCUGGACCUCGCGCUCCAGAUGCCCUGUCCCGCAGCUCCCUGACAGCUGCGAGCCCACGAGCCCCGGCCGGCGGGCAGCGGCGGCGGCGGCGGACUGACAUGUCCCGGUCGCGGCUGCGGCCGGCGGGCAGCCCGCGGGGGCGAUGAGCCGCUGCGGCCGCUGAGGAGCCCGGCGGCGGGGGCAUCGCGCGCCUUCCUCUCCCGCUUGGGAGGCCGAGAGGAAACGAUUACUGAGGCUGUAUGAAGAAAGUAAAAUUGAGAACUAGCAAGAAUUGGGAGAGGUCUCUGGCCUGUCAGGACAACCAUUGGUGCUGCGGUGGAAGCCAGCGGCUAAGUCUCGUGUAUGGCGUGGUUAAGGUUGCAGCCUCUCACCUCUGCCUUCCUCCAUUUUGGGCUGGUUACUUUUGUGCUCUUUUUGAAUGGUCUUCAGGCAGAGGCUGGUGGAUCAGGGGAUGUGCCCAGCACAGGGCAGAACAAUGAGUCCUGUUCAGGGUCAUCUGACUGCAAGGAGGGUGUCAUCCUACCAAUCUGGUAUCCAGAGAACCCUUCCCUUGGGGACAAAAUUGCCAGGGUCAUUGUCUAUUUUGUGGCCCUAAUAUACAUGUUCCUUGGGGUGUCCAUCAUUGCUGACCGCUUCAUGGCAUCUAUUGAAGUCAUCACCUCUCAAGAGAGGGAGGUGACUAUCAAAAAGCCCAACGGAGAGACCAGCACAACCACAAUUCGGGUCUGGAAUGAAACUGUCUCCAACCUGACUCUUAUGGCCCUGGGUUCCUCUGCUCCUGAGAUACUCCUCUCUUUAAUUGAGGUGUGUGGCCAUGGGUUCAUUGCUGGUGAUCUGGGACCUUCCACCAUUGUAGGCAGUGCAGCCUUCAACAUGUUCAUCAUCAUUGGCAUCUGUGUCUAUGUGAUCCCUGAUGGAGAGACUCGCAAGAUCAAGCACCUGCGAGUCUUCUUUGUCACUGCUGCUUGGAGUAUCUUUGCCUAUGUCUGGCUCUAUGUGAUCCUGGCAGUCUUCUCUCCUGGGGUGGUCCAGGUUUGGGAAGGCCUUCUCACGCUCUUCUUCUUCCCAGUGUGUGUCCUUCUGGCCUGGGUGGCAGAUAAACGACUGCUCUUCUACAAAUACAUGCAUAAAAAGUACCGCACAGAUAAACACCGAGGAAUUAUCAUAGAGACAGAGGGUGACCACCCUAAGGGCAUUGAGAUGGAUGGGAAAAUGAUGAAUUCCCACUUCCUAGAUGGGAACCUGGUGCCCCUGGAAGGGAAGGAAGUGGAUGAGUCCCGCAGGGAGAUGAUCCGAAUUCUUAAAGAUCUGAAGCAAAAACACCCAGAGAAGGACUUAGAUCAGCUGGUGGAGAUGGCCAAUUACUACGCUCUUUCCCACCAACAGAAGAGCCGCGCCUUCUACCGGAUCCAAGCCACCCGUAUGAUGACUGGUGCAGGCAAUAUCCUGAAGAAACAUGCAGCAGAACAAGCCAAGAAGGCCUCAAGCAUGAGCGAGGUGCACACGGAAGAGCCUGAGGACUUUGUCUCCAAGGUCUUCUUUGACCCGUGUUCUUACCAGUGCCUGGAGAACUGUGGGGCUGUACUCCUGACAGUGGUGAGGAAAGGGGGAGACAUGUCUAAGACCAUGUACGUGGACUACAAAACAGAGGAUGGUUCUGCCAACGCAGGCGCUGACUAUGAGUUCACAGAGGGCACUGUGGUCCUAAAGCCAGGAGAGACUCAGAAAGAGUUCUCUGUGGGCAUCAUCGAUGAUGACAUUUUUGAGGAGGAUGAACAUUUCUUUGUGAGGUUGAGCAAUGUCCGCUUAGAGGAGGAGCAGCCCGAGGAGGGGAUGCCGCCAUUGAUACUCAACAGUCUCCCCUUGCCGCGGGCUGUCCUAGCAUCCCCUUGCGUGGCCACAGUUACUAUCUUGGAUGAUGACCAUGCAGGAAUCUUCACUUUUGAAUGUGAUACUAUUCACGUCAGUGAGAGUAUUGGUGUUAUGGAGGUCAAGGUUUUGCGGACAUCAGGUGCCCGGGGCACAGUGAUCGUCCCCUUUAGGACAGUAGAAGGGACAGCCAAGGGUGGUGGUGAGGACUUUGAAGACACAUAUGGGGAGCUGGAAUUCAAGAAUGAUGAAACUGUCAAAACAAUUCACAUCAAGGUAAUUGAUGAUGAGGCGUAUGAGAAAAGCAAGAAUUACUUCAUUGAGAUGGUGGGCCCCCGCAUGGUGGAUAUGAGUUUUCAGAAAGCGCUCCUGUUAUCUCCAGAUGUGACAGACAGGAAGCUGACUGUGGAGGAGGAGGAAGCCAAGAGGAUAGCAGAGAUGGGAAAGCCAGUAUUGGGUGAACACCCCAAACUGGAGGUCAUCAUUGAAGAGUCCUAUGAGUUCAAGACUACAGUGGACAAGCUGAUCAGGAAGACAAACCUGGCCUUGGUUGUGGGGACCCAUUCCUGGAGGGACCAGUUCAUGGAGGCUAUCACUGUCAGUGCAGCUGGGGACGAGGAUGAGGAUGAGUCAGGGGAGGAGAGGCUGCCAUCUUGCUUUGACUAUGUCAUGCACUUCCUGACGGUCUUCUGGAAGGUGCUGUUUGCCUGCGUGCCCCCCACAGAGUACUGCCACGGCUGGGCCUGCUUCGUCGUCUCCAUCCUCAUCAUCGGCAUGCUCACCGCCAUCAUCGGGGACCUGGCCUCCCACUUCGGUUGCACCAUUGGUCUCAAGGAUUCCGUCACAGCUGUUGUUUUCGUGGCAUUUGGCACCUCUGUGCCAGAUACGUUUGCCAGCAAAGCUGCUGCCCUCCAGGAUGUGUACGCAGACGCUUCCAUUGGCAACGUUACAGGCAGCAAUGCUGUCAACGUCUUCCUGGGCAUUGGCCUGGCCUGGUCCGUGGCCGCCAUCUACUGGGCCCUGCAGGGACAGGAGUUCCACGUGUCAGCCGGCACGCUGGCCUUCUCCGUCACCCUCUUCACCAUCUUUGCAUUUGUCUGUAUCAGCGUGCUCUUGUACCGACGGCGGCCCCACCUGGGCGGGGAGCUCGGUGGCCCCCGUGGCUGCAAGCUUGCCACGACUUGGCUCUUUGUGAGCCUGUGGCUCCUCUAUAUACUCUUUGCCACACUGGAGGCCUAUUGCUACAUCAAAGGGUUCUGAACCUCAGAACAAGGCCUCCAGCAGGGAGGCCUAGGACUUCUCCUAAGAGAAGGGCACUUCCCCACCAGUGACCUCUCCAGGAUGAGCAGCCCUGGAGAGACAGCAUCAGGACCCGAGCCCCAGGAACUUCACCCGACCUAGACCCUGGCAGUGAACUGAAAGGGCAAAGUCUUAAUCAAUCAAACAGAAUGAAGGAAACACCCACUUUACAAAGUAUUUAGUUACUUACAAACCAACAGCAGCAACAAAUCCACCUCCACCCCAUCUUCCCACCCAUGUCCCUGACCCAUAGCAAAGGUCAGACCCUUUCACCUCCUGCUAUUCCACCUUCUGAUUAUUCCUUUGCCUCUGUUUUCUCUGGGGGCAGGGUGUCUCCUGUCUGUCCAAUUCGAUACAUCACAGUUCUCUCGCUCAGCUGGCACAGCAUAAAAAUCAGUCAUAUCCCCGUGGCUAGCUUGGGGUUCUCUUUUCCUUAUAGUCAUUAUUGUGGUUGCUUUCGUUUUUCCAUCAGGUUCUGCUUGCUGUUUUGUCUUGUCUUUUCUUCCUGAAGUUAGUGUCAAAGGUGCCAUGAAGGAACUCCAGGUGGGAGCCGACAGAUGUAGGCAUGCACUUGCAGACACUCACCCUCCAUCCUCACAGGCUGGGAGACAUCUCUUGGCUCCAUCGAACUCCUUUUGCUCUCUGAGUUCUUUGGAGGACUGGUGGCGUUUGGGUGGAAGUAAGCUUGCACACUCACACGGGGGCACUAAGGAGCAGGGGCUUCUACCGGAGCAGGGGGAGCUUUCUGUGCUUAUGCUCAAAUCAAGUCAAAAACAAAAGCAACUGUCCUCUUCCCUUCCCAAGCCUUUCUGAUUCCGUGUGUGUCACGUCAGUGUCUAUAUGUGCAUCCUUCCGCAGGGAGACCGCCGAGUGGGAGACACGAGACGAAAAUAGGAACGUGUGUGAUGACAAAGGGCAGCUGGGGAAACAAAAGAGACAUGUGCCUUCUUGAGUGUCUUUGGCUUUGUAUCUGAGGCAGGAGAGAAGAAAUGUCCAGCCAGAGGGAUCUCUAAGGCAAAAAGAUGAUAUCGAAAAUGUCAGUGUUUCUGAGAAAUGUCGGCUUCACCACCCCUUGUUUCCUAAUGUGCCACACUAGGAAGGCAGACUGUAUUUCUUGAAGUGAUGCAAAACCUCAGAGGUUUAUAAGAGAACAAGGGGCUCCUUCCACCUCUCCUUGGCCCUCAGGUUCCGAACGAAAGCAUUUUCACAAGACAGCAACUGGAAUUCCUCAUUUUCCCCACAUUCCUGCUUGUUUCUAAACCUCAUGAAGCUGUUUUUCCAGCUUACGGGGUAUUUCUUGCCCUAGUAAUAGGAAUCUUAGUUGCCAUAAUCCCAUGGAGCCUGGAUUUAUAGAAAAAACAAAAAAAAAGAUUCCCAUGCUCUCUGGAUCUUUUCCCAAUAGAUUCUGAAAGGACCUGGCUUUAAAAACACACACACACAUGAAUAAACACACAUACAACAUCAUCACGAAACUGCCCACAGACCUUUAUGCUUCCUGCAUUGACAUAAAUACAUUUUCUAAGGGGGAGAAAAGAAAUUUAAAAACACCUGUUUAAUUUUAAACACAUUUUUUAAAGAAAAAAAUAACUAAAAAAGAAACAGUGCUUGUGUCAUAAGCUAUGUGGACAGUUGCCAGUGGAAAUGUUGGGUUGGUUUUAAAAAAAUAAAUAAAAGCUAUACUUAUAUCUCUCUA
Cynocephalus volans (Philippine flying lemur) is the source of this 5262-nucleotide messenger RNA. RefSeq names its product solute carrier family 8 member A3 (gene SLC8A3). Gene Ontology annotation, biological process: calcium ion import across plasma membrane; sodium ion transmembrane transport; cell communication. Lineage: Eukaryota; Metazoa; Chordata; Mammalia; Dermoptera; Cynocephalidae. The transcript has 9 exons. The coding region runs from base 744 to 3530 and encodes 928 amino acids. Gene Ontology annotation, molecular function: calcium:sodium antiporter activity. Gene Ontology annotation, cellular component: axon; postsynapse; sarcolemma. The record is from RefSeq and is a predicted model, not a curated record.